AUGACUACUGAGGAAAAGAACGAUAAGGCAGCUGAGAGGAGAGAUGAUAAGACAACUGUAACGAGAGACGAAAAGAAAAGAGUGAAGAGAUUGGCAAAAUUGAUAUUCUUGCAUGGGUUUAGUGAUCACUGUAAUGCAUAUUACACCUUCUUCCCGAGCCUCGCGGCGCGAGGCAUUGAAGUUUUUGCAUUUGAUCAGCGAGGCUGGGGCCGAUCUGUCCGGACCCCCUCAGACCGAGGCGCCAGCGGACCAACGUCCCAAGUGCUCGCAGACCUGCGCUCCAUUUUAUCCUCGCACAUCCCCAGCACCACGGCCUCCACCUCCACUGCCGCCACCAGCACGAGCAGCAGCAACAGCAACAGCAGCAGCAACGUCCCCAUUUUCCUCAUGGGCCACUCCAUGGGCGCAGGGGAGAUCCUGUCGUACGCCGCACGGGGGGACGCACAGCAGAAAGAGCACAUACGGGGAUACCUCGCCGAGGCGCCACUUUUCGCGUUCCCGCGGGAGACGGAGCCCUGGAAACUGACCGUCGCUGCGGGGCGGCUCAUGUCGAAGAUGACGCCCGGGAAGCAGCUGGUGCGGAAACUGGAGCCGGCACUGAUGAGUCGGGAUCCGGUGGUAUGUUCGAAUUUUGCAAAAGAUCCGCUUUGCCACGACACGGGCACGCUUGAGGGACUGGCGGGCAUGUUGCAGCGCACGGCGGAUCUGCGGAGCGGCCGCUGGAGCGUCCCCGCGGGGAUAAGUCUCUGGGUGGGUCAUGGGACGGAGGAUAAGGUGACGAGCUUUGAGGCGGCGCAGGCGUGGGUUCAGAGCGCGCAGGCGGUGGAUAAGACGUUUCGAGUGUAUAGGGGGUGGUAUCAUAAGUUACAUGCGGAGCCAGGAGAAGAUCAUAAGAUAUUUGCCAAGGAUGUAGCGGACUGGAUUCUUGCGCGGUGUAAUACCCGGAGCCCCCGAGACAGUGUGGAUCAAGUCGCACCUCCGAUUGAUAUCCCGACAGCCAAGCUGUAG
Molecule: messenger RNA, 1008 nt
Organism: Xylona heveae TC161
Lineage: Eukaryota; Fungi; Ascomycota; Xylonomycetes; Xylonales; Xylonaceae
Product: alpha/beta-hydrolase
Exons: 4
Coding region: 1-1008 (335 amino acids)
Cellular component (GO): membrane
Molecular function (GO): lipase activity
Source: RefSeq, a predicted model, not a curated record